This is a messenger RNA of Nerophis lumbriciformis (worm pipefish), 693 nucleotides long. The record is from RefSeq and is a predicted model, not a curated record. Lineage: Eukaryota; Metazoa; Chordata; Actinopteri; Syngnathiformes; Syngnathidae.
AUGAAAAGAGUUUCUUUUUUGGUGGUGAUGCUGGCACAGCUUUUGCUUAGCGUGGCCAGCGCCCCGAUCUGUGCUUACGGACAAACUGGCUGCCCCCUCCCUACAUUGGCUGACCUUUUUGACCGUGUCAUGCAGCAGUCUUCCAGGAUGCAUGGCAUCUCCAGCGACUUGCAAUCGCAAUUUGAGCACUACCUAUUCCCAAGCAAGAACAUGCUGGGAAAAUGGAAAUGUCAUACACAUGACAUCCUGACACCGGGCAACAAACAGAACGCACAAAAUAUAGAUAGAGAGCAGCUGACCGAGGUGAUCCUCAGGCUAUUGGGGGCAUGGGGGGACCCCUUGUCACAGCUGCACCAGAGCAUGCGCCAGGACCACAACAAGAACCAUGGGCGGGACUUCAGUCACUCCAGCUCCAACAAGGCGCUUGAAAUGAGUGAUGUGAUGCAAGAACUCAGGGACGGAGUCUUGAAAAUGGCAGAGAAGAUGAAGCUACAGGGCGCAUUCAGUAACGCUGUGGCUGUCGUCCAGCCUGAAGAAGCUCGUCAUUCAUCAGCCUUUGCGUUCUACAAGAGAGGCACUCUGAGCUUGCUGGACCACAACGACCUACUGUACUGCCUCCGCCGAGACUCUGACAAGGUCAAAAAUUACCUGCGCAUCCUGCAGUGCUCCACACUGCCAGGCCUGGAAUGUUAA